This is a messenger RNA of Aegilops tauschii subsp. strangulata, 555 nucleotides long. NCBI's taxonomy places the organism in Eukaryota, Viridiplantae, Streptophyta, Magnoliopsida, Poales, Poaceae. The record is from RefSeq and is a predicted model, not a curated record.
AUGCGCCGCCUCGCCGCCGUCCUGCCGCUCCUCGCCGGCACGCCACACCAGCGCCUCGUCGUCGACCUCCCACGCCCGCACCGCCCGGCCUCCGCCGUCCGCGAUGCCCGCGCCUCGUCGGCCUCCUCCGCCCUGCCGCCCCUCCGCUGCUCGCCGGAGAGCGCCGCCAUUCGCCGCCCGGACCAGAUCGAGAGGAGCCCGAUCCAGCCGGCGCUGUCGACCCCCGCCUGGGACGGCCUUGUCCGGAUCCAGCGCCGCGCCCAGCCCAGCCGGUCCAUCGCCGCGCCGCCUUCUCCUCCCUUGCGCGACCCGGACUCGCCGGAGUCCGAGCGCCGCCCGCCUCCGGCAUUCCCCUUCCCCAAGUCGGCGCCGCCCCGACCCCCGCCUUUAAAAGGCGAGGCCCUGCCCCCUCUCCCCCCAUCACAGCCGCUGCCCCUGCCCUUUCCGCCGCCGCCUAGCGUAGCCGCGCUCGCCGCUGUUGCCCGCCCCGCGCCGCUAGCUGCUGCCGCCGUCGCCGCCGAGCACCGCCGCCGUCGCCUCGCAUUGGAACCGUAG